GCGCAUGCGUCUCGGCAGCCGCCAUGUUGUGUCCUUAAAAAAAACGGGAUCUGGGGUGACGGGGGAAUCCGAGAGGGUGAGAGAUUAAAGCAGCACGGCCGCCCCAGGCACCUCAGAUGCGGCUCGGAGAGUCCAGGGGGUCUGGGGUGAUCAGAGCAGCCGGGAACCAUCUCCCUGACUCUCUGAGAAAGAUCGAGGUGAAGCUGCGGUUCUCUGAGAAACUGUUCAAAGCCACUACUUUGUUUCUGCUGAAGUUCUGACUGCAAUUAAGAUAUCAGGUGUGCCUUUUAGUACACGGGAACGCUUACAUCACAUCUUGCCGGUUUGGAAGGAUCCCUUUCUCUACUCUGUGAGGACCUGAAAGAUUUUAUAUUGAAGGGGGAGAAGCUGAUAUAAGAUCAGCAACAUGUCCAUCACCAACACUCCAACUAGUAAUGAUGCAUGCCUAAGCAUUGUGCAUAGCUUGAUGUGUCAUCGACAAGGUGGAGAAAGUGAAACUUUUGCAAAAAGAGCUAUUGAGAGUUUGGUGAAAAAACUGAAGGAGAAAAAAGACGAACUUGAUUCAUUGAUCACAGCCAUAACAACAAAUGGAGCUCAUCCCAGCAAGUGUGUUACAAUACAGAGAACGUUAGAUGGCAGACUCCAGGUGGCUGGACGCAAAGGUUUUCCACAUGUGAUUUACGCUCGGCUCUGGAGAUGGCCUGACCUUCACAAAAAUGAACUCAAACAUGUAAAAUAUUGUCAGUAUGCAUUUGACCUGAAAUGUGACAGCGUCUGCGUUAACCCUUAUCACUAUGAGCGUGUGGUUUCACCUGGCAUUGAUCUAUCAGGAUUGACGCUGCAAAGUUCAGUUCCAGCUCCUUCAAACCUUUUAGUAAAAGAUGAAUUUGUGAAUGAAUAUGGGCAAGUUGAAGGACAACAGUCUCUGUUGAACAGUGAAGGACAUUCUUUACAGACAAUCCAACAUCCACCUAGCACCAGGCAAUCAGCUGAAACCUACAGUGGACCAGCCUUGUUAACACCAGCGGAGCCCAGUACUCCCAGCACUACCAAUUUUCCUAGCAUUCCUGUUGCUACCACAAAUAGCACUACAACUUGGACUGGAAGCAGAACAGCAGCAUUUACCCCUAACAUGCCUCACCACCAGAAUGGACAUCUUCAGCACCACACCCCUAUACAUCAUGCUGGCCAUUACUGGACAGUGCAUAAUGAACUUGCCUACCAACCUCCCAUAUCCAAUCAUCCAGUUCCUGAAUACUGGUGUUCAAUUGCUUACUUUGAGAUGGACGUGCAAGUUGGAGAAACAUUCAAAGUGCCAUCUAGCUGUCCCGUAGUUACUGUUGAUGGAUAUGUGGAUCCUUCUGGGGGUGACCGCUUUUGUCUGGGGCAACUUUCCAAUGUUCAUAGAACAGAAGCCAUUGAAAGAGCCAGGUUGCAUAUUGGAAAAGGUGUGCAGUUAGAGUGCAAGGGGGAAGGCGAUGUCUGGGUGCGGUGUUUGAGCGAUCAUGCUGUCUUUGUGCAGAGCUACUACUUGGAUCGAGAAGCUGGACGUGCUCCUGGCGAUGCAGUUCACAAGAUUUAUCCAAGUGCAUACAUUAAGGUGUUUGAUUUGCGCCAGUGUCACCGCCAAAUGCAACAACAGGCUGCGACUGCUCAGGCUGCAGCCGCUGCUCAAGCAGCAGCUGUUGCUGGAAAUAUCCCUGGACCAGGUUCAGUAGGAGGUAUCGCUCCAGCUAUUAGUUUGUCUGCUGCAGCAGGAAUAGGAGUUGAUGACCUGCGUCGUCUUUGUAUUCUCAGGAUGAGUUUUGUGAAAGGCUGGGGGCCUGACUAUCCAAGGCAAAGCAUCAAAGAAACCCCAUGCUGGAUUGAAAUUCACCUACAUCGUGCCCUUCAGCUGCUGGAUGAAGUACUUCAUACCAUGCCGAUUGCAGAACCACAGCCCCUGGACUGAGUUCUUCUGCAACAACCAUUGUCUUAUUUUGGUGGGGUGGGGAGAAGACUAGAAUUCAACGUUGUUAAUAAACUGAUGUAUUUUACCAUUGUUCAGCAUAUUCUUUGAGAACAAAAACUUUUUUGGUAGAUAUGGAGAAAAAAAGCAAGCAGCAAAACUACUGUUUAUUUCCUCUUUUCAAAAAAAAAACUCAGUAUUCAAACUUGUGUCUUUGUUUCUCACUUUGAUACUCUACAGUAUGAUUCACAGCCUGUAUUACAUAAUCCAGACUGUGUUAGUUACCAAUGAUGGUUAUCUUACAUUCAAAUGCUGUGAAAUUGCUUAAUUUGGUGCUGUGCAAAGCUAUUUAGGUGAUUAGCUUAGCCACCUUUCUCCAAGCCCAAAGCUGAACUGAAGGGCUGGGUUAAAAUGUGGGCAGUGUGAAGGUAUCGUUGUUUUAAGUUCUAAUCGAGUUGCUCGUAAUACAUUGAAAACCUUAAUAACUAAUACCUCCAUGCCAGAAAAAGCAAAACUAAGUGGGGGAGAGGACUUAUUUUGAUUUAGAAAACAACUGUUUUCUGGUUUACAUUUUUGAAAUUUCCAGAGCAGUCAAAAACAGGUUGUAAAAAAGAUGGAUGGCAACCUCAUUUUGAAAAAUAUACAUACAUUACAGCUACGUGGCCUCUCUUUAGCCACACUUUACAGAUCCAGGCUUUCUUUAUUUGAAAGAACACCUGUAUUUGCACUUUAUUCAAAAACUUUCUUUUAUAGUGCAUCCUUAAGGUAGAUCUCCUGUACAGAGGGAUGUUUGUAUUGUACAGUUUGUUUAUCACCUUCAAUAAUGUACUUCGCUUCUUCAUUUUUCUUUAAAUUUCUUUUUUGCAUGUGGGUCUGGCCAUUGUUUACUAACAUUGGCUGCUUUGGCCAAAGUUUUCAAAUUAUGCACAGCUUAUGACCAGAGAUGGGAGGUUUAAGAAAUGCUUGUUUCUGAUCUGGAAGAAAAAUUUUAAAAAGCCGUAUAUUUUUUUACAGAAAUCCAGUUCUUAUUCAUAACACUAAAAGCGUGGAACAUUUUCUUGUGCUAUUCUAGUGCAUUUAAUGCUGAAACAUCUGUUCAUUUCUCUUGGUGUCAUUUCUUUCACCCCCUCCCCAAAAUAAAACGGUUCCAUUUUUAGUAUGUUAGGGAUGAUAAAGAAAGGGGUUUUUUGUUAUCAUGUUUCCUGUAAGGAAUGCAUUUUUUUGGCAUUAGAUUACUACAUUUUGUUAAGAUCAACACCAAUGUUUUGUAGCCUGAUCAAAUUUUAUCUUGCCCUGUGUGUUUUUAACACGUUCUUAACUGUAGAAAUGGUAGAUUGAGUUUUUUAAAAGACCACCUGCAUUGUACUACUUAGUUUAUUUAAUAUAUUGAGUACCAAAAUGCUUCUUAUCUGAAAUUAUUUUCACUAUUAUUACCAGCAGUGUUACAGAGUGCAAAUAUCUAAGCACAUGGAGCCUAAAUUUGAAUGGUUAAAAAUCUGUAAUUGUACCGUUAAAUCUUUUCACAGUACAGGUGGACAUUAUACAAUAGUUUCAUAUGCUUGCCAUUAUUUGCUGAAAUCUGAGUUGGACAAGUGAGAAGACGCACCAAAACUGUGUGCCUUUGAACAUUUCAGGUUAUUGAAAUCCUAGUGACAACUUUUGAGUAUUCAUUUAGGAGCACUAUGUAUUUGCUGCUGUUCAACGUAUCUGCUGAUUGGUUUCUGUGAAAUGUAUUAAUAUCCCAAUUCUUGUUGAAACCAAAUGUAAAUCAAAUUGCAUCUUUUAUGACACAUGCUUGUAAUUUUUACAGGAGUUAAAAAUGCAGAUCAGGAGUUACCAAUUUUGAUUUUCUUAAAGUCUGAAUAACGAAACCAAUGACUAUGCCUUUGAAAUACUUGUCUGCCAGAUGGAAAGUCUGUCAAGUUGGAAGUUUAGGAAUCUAGGAAUGUAGUGAAUCAUAACAGCAGUACAGAUUUUCUUUCUUGCAUAUCCCUCUUCAUGUAUUUGAAUCUGGAUCAACUUCUGCUUUCUGGUUACUAGCUAUUGUUGCAAAUGACAUGCUAUUGUAAAGUUUUUAAGGUGAUUUGCUAAGGUGGCGGGGAGAGGCAGGGAAAUUGCUGAUAAACUUGUUUUUAGCUCUCCCUUUUGAUGUGUGUAUGUGUGCACAUUUUGCAAAUCUUUAUACUAUGCUUCGGCACCAUUUGUAGAGACUACUAGGAUCGAAGUAUUAUUAGGAUAGUUAAAAACAAAAAGUAUAUGACAAAAAUCUGAAAUGCCUAUCUAGGAAUAGUAAAGACAGCCCUUUUUCUUACAGUAGAGUUGCAUUGGGUAUGCUAUUUAUUAAAAUUAACAUGCAAAGAUUAUGCGCUGACUUUGCAGGGGUUAGGUUAAAAUAAUGAGGUCAAAAUAAUUGAGUGCCUGUCUCAUGCGAUUAAGAAAUACUUUUAUUUGAAUUGGGAGAUAAAAAUACUGAUUCAUGAAAACUUGUAUUAUGCAUUGUGGAUGUUUUGAGCGUUAUAAUUUUCUUAAUCUAAGUUAAAAGCAUCCAACUUGAAAAUCUGAUUUAAAAAUAAACUUCCACUUUUCCCUAUCAUAAUCCAUCUCCGUUUUUACUUCAAUCGUGUCAGACUUUUGGGUCCGAAUUUAGUUCUCUCCAAAUAAAAUUACAGACAGAAAAUAGGCAUGGAAAACUGAUCUUUUAAAUCCAAACAAUGGAAAAAAUAUAGCAUCUGCAGUAUAAUCCUUUGGAAAUGAAAGAUUGAUUUGAGCAGGAGGACUAUGAGCUGACAGAAUUUCAUUUAAAGAUCAAAGGGGAAAUAUGCAAAAAUAGUCACCGCAUGUAGAUGUGAAAAAUAUUGUCUGUUUUAAUAAGUUAGAUGCUAUCCAAACAAAGACCAAUACGUUAUAUAAAUUUAUGGUAUUGAAGUGGCACGAUGUUAACAUGAGAUACCUUGUAAGUCAGGCAUUUUGACAUCUGUGGUUUUUAGUCCUUGCUGGAUUGAUGAUGGGAAUGGCAUUGACGGUGUGCGGCAGCAAUGGAAAUCUGUCUGGAGUAGAACACUUGACAAAAUGUCACCAGUUGUUCUGAAUGGAGCAAGUAAUGUAUGCAUUUUAUCUUUUAAGCAACUAGUAUAAAUAAAAUGUUCGCAAAGUA
Messenger RNA from Chiloscyllium plagiosum (whitespotted bambooshark), 5102 nucleotides. Lineage: Eukaryota; Metazoa; Chordata; Chondrichthyes; Orectolobiformes; Hemiscylliidae. The record is from RefSeq and is a predicted model, not a curated record.